UGAUCCAAAACCUCUCCACUAUAAACUUCACCUCUUUGCUCCUGCUUUCAUAGACCUUACUCUCACUUUCUCUCUCUUAGUUUCCUAAUCAUGAAGCAAUAUAAUUCACUCAACUCUUUUUUCCUACUUAUACUCAAAACACUAAUACUCCUACUAAUAACACUCAUAAUCAAUGACAACAACAUCUCUAUCUCAGCCGUUGAUAUCAUCAGAUCAUCAUCAUCAUCAUCAUCAUCAUCAUCAUCAUACUUGCCACCUAAUACUAACAACAAAAAUAAGCACCAUGACCAUGACCAUGACCAUGAUGAGCAUGUGAUCAUAACAAAAAACAAGAGUUCCGCCGCCGCACGCCACCAUCAUGCGGCGGCGGAAUCUCUACCGUCAAAGUCAGAAGAGAUUCUACGGCUAGCUAUGCAGCCAAAUAUGGUUAGUUGGUUAAAAGAUGUAAGAAGAAUAAUACAUCAAAACCCUGAAUUAGCCUUUGAAGAAUUUAAUACUAGCACUUUAAUUAGACAAGAGUUAGAUCAACUUAAGAUCUCUUAUAAACAUCCUUUGGCUAAGACUGGUAUUCGUGCUAUGCUUGGCACUGGUGGACCCCCUUUUGUGGCUCUUCGUGCAGAUAUGGAUGCCUUACCUAUUCAGGAAGCUGUAGAAUGGGAGUACAAGAGCAAAAACGAUGGAAAAAUGCAUGCUUGUGGACAUGAUGCACAUGUUGCCAUGCUUCUUGGUGCCGCGAAAAUACUCAAGACUCGUGAGCAUUUUCUUAAGGGAACAGUGGUACUCAUAUUUCAACCAGCGGAGGAGAAAGGGAAUGGAGCAAAACAAAUGAUAGCAGAUGGUGCCUUGGAAAAUGUUGAAGCCAUCUUUGCAGUUCAUGUAUCUCAUCAGAAUCCUUCAGGAACCAUUUGUUCGAGAAGCGGUCCAUUGCUUGCUGGUUGUGGUUUUUUUAAGGCUGUGAUUAGUGCUAAUCGUGUCACCGGUGAGAGUCAUCAGCUUCGUCGUGCUGAUACUGUCUUGGCUGCAUCAGCUGCAGUGAUCAGCUUGCAGGGCAUUGUUUCUCGGGAAGCAAAUCCUUUGGACUCUCAGGUAGUCUCAGUAACUUUGGUGGAUGGAGGGAACCAACUUGGUAAUUUGCCUGAAGAUGUUGUCAUUGCUGGUACUUUCCGCGCUUUCUCUGACAUGAAUAAACUCCAACACAGAAUAGAAGAGGUGAUUAAAGAGCAAGUGAGAGUGUUCAGAUGCACGGCAACAAUAGACUUUUUCGAGAAAGAAUAUGCGAUCUACCCUCCAACAAUAAACGAUGAGCGUAUGCAUGAGCAUGUGAAAAAUGUGGCAACAGACUUGCUAGGACCAGAGAAAUUUAGAAUUGUGGAUCCAAUAAUGGGAGCAGAGGAUUUCUCAUUCUACUCCAAGGAGAUUCCUGCUGCAUUUUAUUACAUCGGAAUUAGGAACGAGGAAUUAGGAUCCAUACAUUCAGGACAUUCCCCACAUUUCUUCAUCGAUGAAGAUGUUCUUCCUAUUGGUGCUGCAACACACGCCGCCAUUGCUGAAAGAUACUUGAAUGAACAUGUAUGAUGUAGAGUAGUAGAGCACCAUUUUCUUCCCAAGACAUAUAGUACAUAAAUUGUUUGGGAUCUUAGGUGCUAGAUGUAGCUUGUCAUUUUUUUGGAGCAUAACCCUCUUUUAGCUAAUUUUUUUUGUCUUCAAGAAGGCCUUCUCCUCAUCUACUGGAGGUAUUUUGGCACAAAAUUGGAGUUGUCUUUGGUAAUGUAGGGUUAUCCAGUUGUCUUUGGUAAUGUAGGGUUAUGUGUAGCAGUCUUGUAAUAUUAUUGAUAUUAUUAUUUUUAUUAUUAAC
Molecule: messenger RNA, 1855 nt
Organism: Beta vulgaris subsp. vulgaris (sugar beet)
Lineage: Eukaryota; Viridiplantae; Streptophyta; Magnoliopsida; Caryophyllales; Amaranthaceae
Product: IAA-amino acid hydrolase ILR1-like 6
Exons: 5
Coding region: 91-1575 (494 amino acids)
Biological process (GO): auxin metabolic process; jasmonic acid metabolic process
Cellular component (GO): endoplasmic reticulum
Molecular function (GO): IAA-Ala conjugate hydrolase activity
Source: RefSeq, a predicted model, not a curated record